Molecule: messenger RNA, 5152 nt
Organism: Ornithorhynchus anatinus (platypus)
Lineage: Eukaryota; Metazoa; Chordata; Mammalia; Monotremata; Ornithorhynchidae
Gene: MELTF
Product: melanotransferrin
Exons: 16
Coding region: 166-2358 (730 amino acids)
Biological process (GO): iron ion transport
Cellular component (GO): recycling endosome; extracellular region; plasma membrane
Source: RefSeq, a predicted model, not a curated record
GGAUGGGUGUUUAAGUAGCAAAGGGCACUCCGCACGAGUCAGACCGUAACCGGGUCUGGGCUACCAGGAGCAGCAGCGCUUACCCUCCCAAGUCCAGCCCGGCAGUGGGGAUAGAGGAGAGAGCACUUAUCCUGUUUCUGACCGGCGGUCAGCCCUCCCCUCGCCAUGAUGAUCCUUGGGAACGCGCUGUGUCUGCUCGUAUUCCUUCAGACCGCUCUCGGUUUGAGUGAAGUGCGGUGGUGCACAACCUCAGAGUCGGAGCAGGAGAAAUGCGAAGACAUGAGCACGGCCUUCAAGGAAGCCGGCAUCCACCCGCUCCUCACCUGCGUCCAGGAGGCCUCCGCUGAUGACUGUGUCCGCCUCAUCGCCGCCAACAAGGCAGACGCCAUCACUCUGGACGGGGGAGCCAUUUACGAAGCCGGGAAGGAGUACAAUCUGAAGCCUGUGGUGGGGGAAGUGUAUGACCAAGAGGUCGGCACCUCUUACUACGCCGUGGCUGUGGUCAGGAGAAACUCCUCGCUGGAUAUCAACAGCCUGAGAGGAACCAAGUCCUGCCACACGGGCAUCAACCGGACGGUGGGCUGGAACGUCCCCGUCGGCUACCUGGUGGAGAGCGGCCGCCUGUCCGUGAUGGGCUGUGACGUCCCCAGAGCCGUCAGUGAGUAUUUCAGCAGCAGCUGCGUCCCCGGAGCCGGAGAGACCAACUACUCCCAGACCCUCUGCCAGCUGUGCAUCGGGGAUGCGGCCGGGGAGGGCAAGUGCUACAAGAGCGACCUGGAGCGAUACUAUGACUACAGCGGAGCUUUCCGGUGCGUAGCUGAUGGAGCGGGAGAUGUGGCAUUUGUGAAGCACAGCACGGUGCUGGAGAAUACUGAUGGCAAGACCUUGGCCACCUGGAGGGAGCCGCUGUUCUCCCGGGAUUUCCAGCUGCUCUGCCGGGACGGCAGCCGGGCCGACGUCACCGAGUGGCGGCGCUGCCACCUGGCCCGGGUCCCCGCUCACGCCGUGGUUGUCAGAGCUGACGUCGACGGGAGCCUCGUCUUCCGCAUGCUGAACGAGGGCCAGCUGAGGUUUAACCGAAAGGAUGCCAGCUUCCAGAUGUUUGAGUCCGGAGCCUACCUGCAGAAGAACCUGCUGUUCAAGGACUCCACCACAGAACUGGUGCCCAUCGCCACCCAGACCUACCAGGCCUGGCUGGGGAACGAGUACCUCCACGCCAUGAAGGGAUUGGCCUGCGACCCCAACAGGCUACCCGAACACCUGCGCUGGUGUGUGCUGUCCGCCCCCGAGAUCCAGAAGUGCGGGGACAUGGCCGUCGCCUUCAACAAACAGAAGCUGAAGCCGCCGAUCCAGUGUGUCUCGGCCAAGUCCUCGGAGCACUGCAUGGAGCUGAUCAAGGAAAAGGAAAUCGACGCUGUAACUCUGGGCGGAGGAGACAUUUACGUGGCUGGGAAAACAUAUGGGCUUUUGCCAGCCGCUGGAGAGAGCUACUCCGAGAGCGACAGGAGCAACUCGUACUACGCAGUGGCGGUGGUCAAGAAGGACAGCACCAAUGCCUUCACCAUCAACGACCUCCAAGGAAAGAAGUCCUGCCACUCGGGCUACGGCCGGGUUUCCGGCUGGGACAUCCCCGUCGGGGUCCUGAUCCACAGGGGUUUCAUCCGCCCCAAGGACUGUGACAUUCCCAAAGCCGUGAGCGGGUUUUUCUCGGCCAGCUGCGUACCCGUGAACAACGCCGAGGACUACCCUGCCAGCCUCUGCGAGCUCUGCAUCGGGGAUGAAAAUGGCCAGAACAAGUGCGUCGGAAGCAGCCAGGAACGCUAUUUCGGCUAUAACGGGGCGUUCAGAUGCCUGGCUGAGAACGCGGGAGACGUGGCCUUUGUCAAGCACGCGACGGUCUUUGACAACACAGACGGUCAGAACGAGGAAGCUUGGGCAAUCAAUCUGAAGUCGGAAGACUACCAGCUGCUGUGCCCCAACGGUGCCCGGGCAGAGGUGACUCAGUAUGCCGCCUGCAACCUGGCCCAGGUGCCCGCCCAAGCCGUCAUGGUGCACCCCGACACCAACAUCUUUGCAGUGUAUGGACUAUUAGACAAGGCUCAGGACUUAUUCGGAAAUGACGACAACAAGAACGGGUUCAAGAUGUUUGACUCCUCGGAUUACCACGGCCGAGACCUGCUCUUCAAGGACUCCACCAUCCAGACGGUGCCCGUGCGGGAGAAAACCACGUACUUGGAGUGGCUGGGCCCCGAGUACGUGGCGUCUCUGGAGGGAAUGCGCUCGCUGAGGUGCUCGGGCACAGUAGCCUCCGUGAACGCCUUCCUGCUGGUGUCUCUCACGACCCUCCUGAUUGUGUGAAACCAGCCUCUCGGCCAUCAAAAACUCAAAGUAAAGCUACUCUCCUCAAUCAACCCAGGAAACAGACUGAUCCAAGACCGCCUUAUAGGGAGCGGUCUAUUCCCUAAACCCCGAGGGCCUCAACUCCUGUAGAUAGAGAGUCAUUAGUGAUUAUUUUCUUGAAUUGGAAUAAAAAUUAGCAUUAAAAAAAAACUUGCAUAAAACUUUAGUCGGAAUCGCAAAGGUUCCUCGGCUGAUGGAAAAAGCCAAGACGUGUUGUCUCUUUCCUGGCUCCGUAGCCGGGAUCCUGGAGCGCAGGUGGGAGCGGAGGAACCCAGGAGCUCCUUGCAUCGGGCGCCCUUCCGUUCUACACCAAGAUGCUUCCUGGGCGAAGGAGCCCGUGGUGUCUCUGACCCCUGGAGGAGCAGAAGCUUUGCAGCACCAUCUUUCCUCCCUUUGUUUGAGAGUAGCUUUCGUCCUUUCCAUCCCCAUCUCUCCCCCUCUGAGGCUUCCACAUCCACCUGCCCUCAACGUAGCAAAACCGAGGGGCUCCCCGGAGGGGAAUCGCUGCCCUGCAGAGCUUCAUGGCAGUUGGAACCCACAAAUGACGUGAAGCAGCAUCUCCUAGGGGAACGUUCCACCGAGCUCUUCUCUGUCCCUGUCCAAGCCGACCAGCUCGGGAGAUGCUGGCCCCUCCUCCACACCGUUUCCCACACUCGUCCCGCCCCUCAGAAGACUUCGCCGGCUCCUGUUGAGUAUUUCCUCAAGAAGAGUACAACCCGGCAGCUCUUCCUCACUCCCGGGGCUUCUCUGAUCCAGAAGUCGGGGACAGGCGGCAGAAUACGGGGUGUGAGAUGUUUUGGGGGUGUCAGUUUCCCCCUGCACUUCUUCACACGCUUCAUGCAACUGUGGUUCAGAGUCUGAGGCAGACGGUAGUAACGGGGACAUGUUCCGCCGACAAAAUCAAAACUGCUGGGAGGAUGGAGGGUGGAGAUUCCCUGAAAAAUUCUCCAAGAAGGCACUGGGGAAGAUCUCCUGGAUCAGGCGGUCCCGGGUUCCGCGACACCGUCCCACGGCCUGCCUACCCGACAAAUACUCGGUUUGGAGAGCGUUGCUUCAGCCUGCAAGGGAGCCCCAGCUGUCGGAGCUGCUGUUCCCCCAAGACACACCUCCACCCAGCAACUACUCCAGUGACAGCGCUCCCCUGCUAACCUUCCCCUGGCCCAGGAGCUGGAGCCCCAGGGACCCCAAAACCUUUCUAAGGGAGGGGAGGGUGAGACCAAGCACAGGAGGUUUGUCCUUCCUGCCAGUCCUCCUACUUGGGCAGAUCCCACUUGGCGGCUCUCGUGAUGUCUUGCUGACCUGCCUUUCCCUGCUGCCCGCCACUGCGGAAAGGCGGCCAGGAGUCCAGUCGAGUAAGGGAUCUUCGGAGCUUCCAAAUCCCAGGCGGAGAAUCACGGUGCUGGAAAGGCCAUGAAACGUCACCCCCGUCCCUCUGCCCGCCUCUGGGCAGUGCUGCCUUUAAACCUGCACCAGGCCUCACCGGGAGUAAGUCUACAGAGUCAGAGGAGCUGGGCGAUCUCUCCAAUUCUGCCUUUCCGUCCACUCGAUAAGAUCACUUCUGUGAACCUCCCUCCACGAUUUGUUACUUCGGUCAAUGGACUCUUGAGUCGAAUGGCUACUUUAGGCAAGCAAAUCUGAAAUGGGAGCAUUGCCCUUCCUCCCAGCACGGGCAUGUAAAGAACAGCGAUCUGAACCUAUUUUUUGAAGGAAAUAGCCGCUUCAAACCUAGAGACUGGGUGAAGCCUCUCAAUUCUGGGAAAUGCAAUGUGUUAAAAAUAAAAAUAAAUUUAAAAAUAAAUAAAUCAGCCAAUUUUUUUUUAAUCCAGCAUGUUAUUUCUUCUGAGCCCUGAGCCUAGAGUUUUGGAAGCUCCCGGGCAUGCACUGCACAGCAAAGGGUCCCAAGAGGCUUUCGAGCAUGAAGUAGAUCCAGCCCAGCAAAGCGGGGGAUCUUGGCAAAUGGUCCAACUGGAUUGACGCUCUGCAGAAGAGUGGAAACCAAUCAGCGUGUGGCAUGAACUGCUCUCCCUCCCAGGAAGAAGGGAGAGAAUACCGUUCCUCCCAAGCAGAUUGUCGGUGUACUAGAUGCUAGGACUCUGUUUUGAGGAUUCCCUGGGAGGUUUUUAGGACUACCAAUCAAACGCCAGUUUCUGAACUCUGGGUGCACUUUGGACAUCUCUCUCAACACAAAACUAAGGAAUUCAAGAUUUUACAAGAUAGAAGUUAUUUCUUAAUGGCUUAAUCUUCAGACAUUUCUGACCCUUUAGAAUGUCAACAAGUUUUUUCAGUUUCUCCUCCUGUCACCGGGCCCGAGACAGUUCAAGUGGUUUCCUUCCAACCCCCCGGCUUCUAUCUUACGAAAGGAAACCCAAACCAUCAAGUGAGGCCCUGUCCGAUCUCUCCCCACCAAUGCUGCCUCUGUUUCCAGAACCGCCCAGAACCAUCAGCCAAUUGGGGUCUGAUGCUGAGAUUUUUCAUGUAGUGUGGGGAUUGGCUAAUGGCCUCUUCUUAUUUGAUAUACUGAAUGUUUGAUUUGUUUAAAAAUAAUUUUAAUUGGAAAAUGUAUUUUUAUACAGAAUUUGGCUGCCUGGUGCGUGUUAAUUCACCGAUUUCAGUCGCAUCUGAAUCUGUGACGUGAGCAGAUUGUAAAAUGAGUGGCGUUUGGGUAACUAAUAUUUAGUUGCCGGCUGAGCGUACCUGUUUCUGGGAGAAGGCAGCUUCUGUUUCGGCACAAAUAAACAAGUUUUUCAAACCA